CUCCGUGCAGGUUUGGGGUGCGCAGCCCUGGGUGGCACCUGCCCCACUCCCCCCGGCUUGGACAACGCUCCUCCCAGGGGCAGUUUGCCGGCUGCGGAGCCGCAGAUCGUGUGACUGCGCAGUAAAGGGGCUGGUCUUUGGACAGCGGGGAGCCGGCCAGGCCUGGCAAGGUUCACAGUGAGCCGACAGCUGGCUUGCGAGCUCCCCUCUGCCAGGCUGGAGCAUUGCGGGGCUGGUCGCCCGGAGCAGCACGGGGCUCGUCAGGGGAGAGCGCAGGGCCGGGGCGCCCUCUGGCAGCGCUGGGGAAAGAUGGACCCACUUGCUGCAGCUACGCUAGGGUCGGGAUCUGCAGCGUCCUGCUUGGGUUCCAGCUGUUGUAGUGGGGAUUCGUCUGGGGUGGCAGGGGGCCCCCUCUCGGGAGCUAGGCUGAACGCUGUGUAUCUGUUGCUGCUUCGUUACCGCAUCGGGUUCAAGUGUCUCCGGAGUUCUUGCGCCCGUGUGUGUGUAAAAUCCCCAGGACUCCCCGCAGGCUCAGAUCCAGGCGUCCCGGGAGGAGACUACGGGGAGCCGGGAGUGCGAGGAACAGCUCCCUGCCAGGGAUGGAUCCAUCCGGGGCCACCCCUGGGGGACGGACUGGGAGCCCCAGCGCUUGUCUACGCCGUAGCUACGUUGCUUGGAGUGUGAGCGAUUCCCCCCCCGAGCGCCGUGGCUCCGCCGACCCAGCCCCCUGUAGACGUGGCUCAGCCAAUGGAGCGAUGCCUCUGUCACCCUAGCUACCGCUGCUCGGAGAUGGGGAGUUCCCACGGGAUGGGAAGAGCAUCCCAGCCCCGUCGCUGUGCCGCUCCGGUGCCCGCUGCGUGGAGGAGCCCCUGGAGCGAGGGCAGCUGUAGGGAAGGCCCCUUGGUGGGUGAUGUGCCCUGGCAGAGGGUGAGGGGGGAUCUGGGCACCGGAGCAUGGGCUGGACUGGCCGGGCACGGUAAAGGCCUGUGCCCUGGCCGGACUAGGUCCGUGCUGUGUGGGCAAGGCCUGCUGCCACUGCAGCUUGAGCCCUGAGCAGGGCCGCCCCCAGGCUGCAUGUGCUGCCCCCCCAGUACCCCCGGGUGCUGAGCAAGCUCCGGCCACAUCUGCCCCAGGUGCGCACGGCUCUGGGACCCUGCUCCAGAAGCAGCAGUCUGGGAUGUGCCCUUGCAGGGGCUCACCCGUCGCCCGGUGGGCUACCCCGUGUGGCUCUCGGCCUGGCACCCUCAGUUACAAAACUCCCGGCGCCAGACCCUGCCCCUCCUGCUCACAUCUCGCAGGGUUUGCCCCAGAGCCCUGCAGACAGAUACCCAGUUCUAGCCCUGCAACGACUAUCCCAGCUGCCGGCCUUAGCCAGGUACCUGCUGUACCACUUUGGGGCUUCCUGCCUGAGUAGCCUCCUGUGUCAGUGAGUUCCACAGGUGGCUGAGCUCACAUGCUCUAGCACCGUCAGCUCCGUUGGCAGGGCUGUGCAGCGGCUUUCAGGCAAGUGUCUCCCAUGAAGCUGCCGGGGCGUCGGGAGCCGCGCGGCAUUUCCCGGGGUCUUGCGAGAAUUGCUAGGGGCUCUUCAACAAUGGUUCAUGCUGCCAGCGGCCGCACUAUGUCGCUAUGCCCUGACUCCGAGGAGAGCACGCUGGGGCUGGAGCACUGGAGUCCAUGCUGACCCAGAGGGGCCAUGCCCAGCACUGCCCUGUGCAAAGCCAUAGACACCACUGCUGCGUGGGGCAGGGGACAGCGCGCCAGCAGCCCCUCCCCGCAGAGCUGGUGUGCACCAGGGGGCAAGUGUGGAGGGCUCCCAGCAUCACUUCCUGCUGGGGGGUCUCUCCCUGUGCCAGGGUACCAGCCCGGGCUCGCUGCCCGCUGGUACCUGUGCACGCUGCCGAAGGGUGCUGGGUCUCUGCAGAGCCGCUCUCGUUCCACGGGAGCCAGGGAUUGGCUGCGCUUCAGCUGUCCCUGGCGCUGUGGGGAGCGAUGUCGCUGGUUGGGGAUCCGGACCAGCUAGGAGGGGUGGGGAGCAGGGCAGCCCUGGGCGACGGGGGUGGAGGGCCCCGGAUACUGUUGGCCUGGCCCCAAGUGCAAGAAGUGGCCCAACCUGUCUUGGUUUUCCUGCGGGAGGCCCUGGGAGCUGCUGCGGGGGCGGGGGCUGCCCGGGCCAGGAAUAGAGCGUCACAAGGCGAUUAGAGACAGCGAUAAAUAGAACAGGCUUAACUCCUGCGUCCCUGCCUGCCGCGGCCUGCCUACCUCCCUGCGCGGGGCACCGUGCGCUGUUACCACGUCUCUAACCGACCUCCCGCCCUGUCUGCUCCCGCACUGGCCUGGCCCAGCUGCCUGGUGUCGGCUUCUGGCCAUCCCCCUGUGAUGGGAGCAGAGAGGGAGUGGCGGCCGGCUGGGCCCAUAGGGCUCCACACAAAACCAGCACUGAGUGGUGCGGGGAGCCAUCCUGGCCAGCCUUGGGGGUGGCAGCGCCCAGGACAUCACUGUCGCUCUGCCCUGCAGGAGUCCAGCACACGGCAGAAAUGCACCUGCUUCUGGGGCGCGAGGGAGCUGCGAGCGGCAUGAACCCUGGCUCUAAUGCCCAGGCCGGGCAGGCAAGACCUUGGCCUUUGAAGGCCUUUGCUGACAGUCCCUGGCCCCACCACCCCAAUCCGUGGGGCAGCUGCUGUGCCCGGGAAGGAGGAGCUGGGUUGGCCCUGCCAGGGCUGGAGCUGAACUCAUUGGUCCCGUGGGCACUGCUCCACACCGGAGGGAGCUGUGGUGUCUUCGAGCGCUCCCCUGGGUGCAGAGAGAUGUGGGUGCCGUUGGCCCCAUGCACGGUGCUGGCGGUCGCUAUGCUGGGCCUUGAAAGUGAAUUGGAUCCGAGCUCUGCCCUCACUGCAGCCAGGUCUUACAGCCUGGGGCGUCUGGAGCCGGCGAGGCUGCGCCCAGAGGGGUGAGGGCAGCCCAGGCUGUGACGGCCAGGGGCCCUGGCACCCCGCACUCAAGGGAUGGAUCUUGGGGCCCUUUCUCUGCAGCGGAGCAGAGCCCUGCGGCGAGGGGGCCCCGACUGUGGCAGGCGGGCGAGGGGCCGUGUCCUCGCAGUGUCUCUAGUGUGUCUCUGGUGCUCGGGUCCUGUCUCCCCAGCCCCGCCCGGAGGGUCCCAGAGCCGCCUGGACUGCACUCUUGGCCUGACGCUGGGCUUGUGGCUCCGCUCCCUUUGGGGGUGGGGUGUCCUGUGCCCCUGGGCCGUGCUGGCACAUGGCAGCGCUGCAGCGAGCGGGGCCCAGGUCGGGGCUCAGGGCAGCACUUGAAUUCAGGCUGGAGCGGUGGGGGCAGGGCCCCCCAGCAGCUUCCCAGGGCCCUUCUCUGUGCGAGCUGGAGCCGACUGCCGGUGCGUGGGGCUGGGGACAGGCUCAGCUGCCCUCUUCAGGAUCGUGUGCACCCUGGGGCCCUCGGGGAGGGGUGGGGGCGGUGCUGGAGCCAGGCCUCCCUGUGGGCCAGGGGGUUAGGGGGCCAUUGGCACAAGCAUCGGGGCUGGGCCCAGGUCUCUUUUCACUGCCCACACAGGCUGCUCUGAGGGCAUCGUGCCAGUGUUCCCUGGCUGAGCAGGGCCUGGUGUGCUCCUAGCUGCCCUCGGUGCCGGUGUCUGGAGGGCAGGGGGCUGGUACAGGCUGGGCCUGCAUGCGGGCCUGUGGGCGGGCUGUGUUCAUGCACCGGAGCACAGGGGAGUGGAUGAGUCCUGGCUGCAGCUGCUCUCCCAGCCUUCGCCCUUCAGAGCCCCCCGCAGCCCUGACGCAGCCGUGAUCUCUGCCCUUGUCCUGUGCCAUGCGGCGCUGCCUUGCUCCAUCUUGGGAGCCUGGCCUCUGUCAUGGGCUGCAGAGCAUGGGGGGCUGGAACUCCUGCCCUCGGCACCCCACUCCCUGGGCCGCAGCCCCCCAACAGGUGCCCCCUGCACUCCCUGCCCUGGUGCUAUCCCCAUUCUUGCAGGGUGGGUUUGAACAUCCAGCACGCAGAGCAGCAUGUCCAGGGCACUGCUCUGCUGCACACAGGUCACUGCCACGCACUGGCUUACCCAGCCGUGCCCAUGGUCCCUGGGGAACCCAGCUGUCUAGCGUGCCCUGUGCAGACACCCAGGAGCAGCCUUUCCCCACGUGCCCUGCGGCCCCCGAACGCAGAGCAAGAGGAACUCCGUGGGGCAGUGCCCACCUUCUUAGCCAGGAAAGCUCGGGGUGGGUUCCGCUGGGGGAGACAGUGCUGGCACCGGCAGCAUGGGGCUGCCUCCGGGCACUCUCUGCAGGGCUCCCAGCAGGUGCGGCUGGCCAGGCAGCAGGGAGAGUGCUGUGUGCGCCCUGGUCCCCGCGCCCAGGGCUCAAAGUCACAAGACCAACCGACCAGCUGGCUGCCGGCAUACAGGCCGCACCCGCACGGCUUGUUCCCUGGCUUUCGGACCCCCGCUGUACACAUGGUUCCAGGGCCCCGCUGGUCUCUGUGCGUCUCCAUUGUGCUGGCCUGGCGUCAGUCCUCUGGUGACGGUGCCCUGGCCAGCAGCAGGUCCCUCUCUGAACCCGUGGGUGAGUUAUGCCUCCCACCUUGUACCAGGGGGGCACCAUGCCUGUUCUACAGAUGGGGAAACUGAGGCAUGGGCAGCAACUUGCCCAAGGUCACCCAUGGCGGGCAGGAAGAGAACCCAGGAGUCCUGGCAGCCCUGUACAUUAGUGCCAGUGCAUCCUUUCUUGUCUGCUCCUCCCCGGCCCCCAGGAGUGACUCAGCCCUGUAAUCCCCACGCUCUGACUCCAGCUAAUUCCCUGAGCUAUAAAUACUGCCCUUGCCAAGGGGCCUCUACGUCCCUGCGGCUGCCUGGCAGGGGUGGGAUUAGAGCAGCCGACUGGCAGGGGUGUGGGGCGCCUGCCUCCGGUCAGGGCUCCCAGCCAGGCCUCUCCGGAGGGUGGGAGCUGCACCCGUUCCUGUUAGCAGGGGAGCCAGAGACCUGCAAGCCCCCUCUGAGGGCGAGGGAGAGCCAGGGGUGCCCAGCUCUGUUCCCCUUCAGGAGGGGCUGGUGUGCCUCAGCUGUGUGGGCACUGCCUGGCGCCUGUGGGGUGUCAGUCCUGCAUGGGGCAGGGGAGCGAGCGUGGACUCGGACUGUGCUGGGGGCAGGGGUCUGCAGGCGGGUGCUAGCCCAGAGGUGAUGGGAGCAGGGACACCGGG
Messenger RNA from Chrysemys picta bellii (western painted turtle), 5199 nucleotides. Lineage: Eukaryota; Metazoa; Chordata; Testudines; Emydidae. The record is from RefSeq and is a predicted model, not a curated record.